AUGUGGACUACUGGAUGUUAUCAUCUUCAUCAAAUUCCUCAGCAUGUGUCACCUCCUGUGCCAGUAGCACCCCCAUCAACAACAACUACUCAAAAACGACAAUACCCAACUACUAAAUCAAACCAUAAUAAUUCAUGUCUAUUUGCCCCAAUUCAAACCACAAACAUACAACAACAGGAUGAAACCCGUUCUUGCAAUAUACAUCCUUGUCUAAAUUAUCAUGGUUCAAUUCCAUUUGGAUAUAAUCCGUACCUUCCCAUCCAUCUUUCUACUCCUCCGCCACCACCACCACCACCAGCACAACUACCGCCACCAGUGCCACAUCCUAGUUUCUCCUCUAAUCCAAAUCAGCAUUUUCAUAGUUGUACACAAAGAAAUUGUCAAAAACCACAGGAAAACCUUGCUUUUCAUACUUUGAAUCCAUUUCAUUUCCAUCCACCACCCCCAUUGCCUGUCGAGUAUUAUUAUGGUAGUUGGAGAUGUGGUUGUGAAGAAACACAGCACGACACACAAGAGAAUGAAGAAGAUAAGUCAGAAGAUAAGCUUAAUAGAACAGAUGAGGUACAAGAAAAUAAACAAACACCAGAGGUGGAAACAAGCCGGGAAAAAGAAGAAGUUGAAGAACAACCAGUUAUUGAUACCAAAACAACAUUUUUCAAACAAUCAAAACAUCCACCAUCACAUAAGGAAUUUAGAGCCCCAAGUUUCACAAAAAUCUAUCAAACUCCACCAACGCCCAAACAGCAACAACAACAACCAGAAACGGAGAAUAUCCUACACAGAUCACAUUCUAGACUCAGGUCGUUACUUUCCAGAAAUACUAGAUCUGAAGACACAUCCAACAGAGAACAACUCAUGAAUCAAUAUUAUCUUAGAACAUCACUGGAAUAUGACAGCAGCAACAAACGGGGAUCUAAGAAGUUUAAUACUUUGUCAGGGUUUGACAAAAUUGGCGAAAGUGCAGGAGAAGGAGAAGGAGAAGGUGGCGGUGAAUUUGAUAGUUGUCAGUUUAGCCAAUAUAUGGAGCAAGAUGGGAAGAUGCUUUGGUGUGAUUAUGAUUGUCAGACCGAAACUGAGAUUGUUUCCAAGAGUAUGAGAAAAGAUGGAGAGUAUUCAUAUAGAGAAAAUAUGAAUGAAGAAUCGAUUUUUGAACAAGAUGAGAAUGAAGAACCAGAAGGUAAUGAUGGAGUUUUCCCUUUUGAGAUGAUCAAUGCGGCGGAUAGUUUGAAAGAAAACGACGCAUCUCAAUGGUCAACAACAACAACCGCUAAGAAAAUAAUGGAAUCGAAUAAUAAUAAAGAAAACGUCCAAAUCUUAUCAGGAACAACCAUACAAGUUGAAUCCAGUGAUAUUAUUUCCAAAUUGAAACAAUCUUCACCUAAACGAAAUACCAUUCCCGGAGAUUUCCUUGGCGGUCUUGAUGAUAGUUCGUCUCAGCCUACGAAAAUUGAUGUACUUGUCGAACCCGAAAGUGCCAAAUCUUGGAUUUCUAAUAUGACUGGAUAUUCUUCAACAUUUUUUGGUACAGUUGCAAAUAAGUUGUUAAACAAAGUACAUGCCGGGGAAUCAGAUAGAAUUGUAGAAGUGAAGAAUGGAACUGAGGAUGAUGACUUGGAGAAGGAUGGAGACGAUGAUGGGUUUGAAACACAAAGGAAGAGGAAUAGAAAUAGAAACAGACGUAAGAAUUUAGAAGCGAAGAAGAGAAAGAAGGAAAGACAAAAGAAGAGGAAGUAG
This is a messenger RNA of Hemisphaericaspora subhashii, 1734 nucleotides long. RefSeq lists its product as uncharacterized. The record is from RefSeq and is a predicted model, not a curated record. Bases 1 to 1734 code for a protein of 577 amino acids. NCBI's taxonomy places the organism in Eukaryota, Fungi, Ascomycota, Pichiomycetes, Serinales, Debaryomycetaceae. The transcript has a single exon.